AUGAAGAACGUGGAAAUUUCCGCGAUCGUUUCGGCGAUCCUCGUGGUUGCAGUCAAUGGACGAGUCUUCUAUUUGCCAAGUCUGGACGAGAAUCGAUACACCGACUUAACUUAUCCCGUUCCAAGCGAACAAUCUUCGCGAGAUUUGGAUCUGAGCUUCGCCGCAGGGGACUCGAACGAAUUUGAGAACAAGAUGCGCUCUCUUAAAAAGGUGUACACGCUUGCCGCGCCGGAAAAGCCGUUCGUCGAAGUGAACAAAGAGGAGCUACCGAUCACGCGCUACAAAUUAGUCGAAGCACCUGUUAAGAGAGUUGGAUCGGAUGAUAUCAUCGUGGUCCCGGAGCUAACGCUGAAAAUCGAUGGGAACAACAAGGGUGAAGUGAUCUUGGAGCUCCGCGUUAUCGCUAAUCACGACACCGCUUGA
Molecule: messenger RNA, 423 nt
Organism: Habropoda laboriosa
Lineage: Eukaryota; Metazoa; Arthropoda; Insecta; Hymenoptera; Apidae
Exons: 2
Coding region: 1-423 (140 amino acids)
Source: RefSeq, a predicted model, not a curated record